Molecule: messenger RNA, 1277 nt
Organism: Elaeis guineensis (African oil palm)
Lineage: Eukaryota; Viridiplantae; Streptophyta; Magnoliopsida; Arecales; Arecaceae
Product: eukaryotic translation initiation factor 6-2
Biological process (GO): cytosolic ribosome assembly
Molecular function (GO): ribosome binding
Source: RefSeq, a predicted model, not a curated record
GUCCGAUUCAGAGUGGGAUCGGGAGCUCGACCAAAUAAGGCCCUGAUGUCCGGAGGUGCAAAACCUAAUUCUCCAACCAAACCCUAGAAGAAGUCCUCCAAAAUUCUGGUGCCCAAGAAGUCGAUCCGGCUAUUUUCCGCUCUUCGCAGGCUUCUCUCGCGACCCCUUCUGGUAUUUUGAUCUUCGUUGCUCCACCGAAGCUCGCCCCUUGCGCCUUCGAUCCUAGUGUUUAAAUCUUGCCGAUCCAAUUCCAUCAUGGCAACUCGAAUUCAAUUUGAGAACUCGUGUGAAGUUGGGGUUUUCUCGAAGCUGACAAAUGCAUACUGUUUGGUUGCAAUUGGAGGAUCAGAAAAUUUUUACAGUGCAUUUGAAGCUGAGCUUGCUGAUGUUAUACCUGUUGUCAAGACCUCUAUAGCAGGCACAAGAAUAAUUGGGCGGCUGUGUGCUGGAAAUAAGAAUGGGCUUCUACUGCCACACACAACCACUGACCAAGAACUUCAACAUCUGAGGAACAGCCUACCUGACCAAGUGGUGGUUCAGCGUAUCGAGGAAAGACUGUCUGCUUUAGGCAAUUGCAUAGCCUGCAAUGACCAUGUUGCUCUUACACAUCCUGAUCUCGACAGGGAAACGGAAGAGCUCAUUGCAGAUGUUCUUGGAGUUGAAGUAUUUAGGCAGACAAUUGCUGGAAACAUUCUUGUUGGUAGUUAUUGUGCUUUUUCAAAUAGAGGCGGCUUGGUUCAUCCACACACAUCCAUUGAGGAUCUUGAUGAACUGUCUACGCUUCUUCAAGUCCCCCUUGUUGCAGGGACUGUGAACAGAGGCAGCGAGGUCAUUGCUGCUGGUAUGACUGUGAAUGACUGGACUGCAUUCUGUGGCUCAGACACCACUGCGACUGAGCUCUCUGUCGUCGAAAGUGUUUUCAAACUGAGAGAAGCCCAGCCAAGCUCAAUUGUUGAUGAGAUGCGGAAAUCACUUAUCGACAGCUAUGUUUAGGAUUGCAAACAAUCACUGAAUUGAGCCGGUACGCAUUGGUGAUGUGACUGCAUUUGAGUUGAGAUGGAUAUGCUUAACAUGAGCUAUUGGGUCCCUCAUCCAGCAAUCUCGUUGACUUUGCAGCUUAGCAGGAGGCUGGCAGUUAAACUGUGUCCUAUUUAGUCUCUUUAGAUUCUUGAAGAGAUAAUUACGUGACCAUGAAUUCUUUACCAACAUUUCACUCUUUAAAGUCACUGUAAUUCUAAGAGCUGAAGGUUUAUGUUACUUAAAAACCUUUUGAAGGU